GUUGUAAAUACGAGAAUUUCCCCAAAAGAAGCGAAACUGUUGACUACACAAUUGAAGAAAUUAAAAAUUGGUUACGAGAAGACAAUAAUAUGAUCGCUUUACAUACAUCUGCGAAGUAUGGUUAUGAGUUUGUUUUCAAUGAAAUUUAUAAACAGCUGGGAUUGAAGGUGUAUGUUCCAGAUGAUAGAUGGAGAUUGUACAGUAAAUUGUCCAACGCGGUACCAGGCGUAACGAACGAUCAGACCAGGAUACAUAUAUGUAGAAAUUCAAAUGAAAAUAAACUUCAUACGAAAUGUAUUAAGAAUUGUGAGAAUAAGAAUUUUUUAUACAUUCAUUUUUCAGCUAUGAAAUGGAGUAAUUAUGAAAUUGACAGUAAAUGCAUUAAUAAAGUUAAUGCAAACAAGUUGGAUGUGUGCUUCGCUACGCAUUGUAGCAAAAGUGAAGUUUUAUACUUUAUAAACUAUUUUUCACCGAAAAAAGUCGUUGGUUUUCCCAUAAAAUAUGAUGAUAGUUCUGUAUUAAGAGAAUCUUGUAAUAUUUCUGUGGAAAGUAACCGCGAAACGAGAAAAAGGGAAUGUUCAUUCGACAGAAAAAGUAAGAGCCCUAAAUGUGUGAAGAGCAAAAAAGUCGACAAAAUGUUAUUAAGAAAAAUUUUUGAUGAUUGA
Molecule: messenger RNA, 665 nt
Organism: Hyposmocoma kahamanoa
Lineage: Eukaryota; Metazoa; Arthropoda; Insecta; Lepidoptera; Cosmopterigidae
Product: protein artemis-like
Exons: 2
Biological process (GO): protection from non-homologous end joining at telomere; double-strand break repair via nonhomologous end joining; interstrand cross-link repair
Molecular function (GO): damaged DNA binding; 5'-3' DNA exonuclease activity
Source: RefSeq, a predicted model, not a curated record